Molecule: messenger RNA, 2068 nt
Organism: Pantherophis guttatus
Lineage: Eukaryota; Metazoa; Chordata; Lepidosauria; Squamata; Colubridae
Gene: SIRT5
Product: sirtuin 5
Cellular component (GO): nucleus
Molecular function (GO): protein-succinyllysine desuccinylase activity; histone deacetylase activity, NAD-dependent; protein-malonyllysine demalonylase activity
Source: RefSeq, a predicted model, not a curated record
CAGUUCGAAGCGAGAGCGACAGAGUCGUGGCCGCCUGUCCUCUGCCCCCCCCUUCCCUCCCUCCCACCGCUGCCAUAGCAACCCCAGAAGGGGUAGUUGAGGGACGACCGGCACGCGGGGGACGUGCCAGUUUUCACGCAGGGCUUCCUCGUGCGCGCUGCAGGGGGGAGAGGGAGGGCGCUCAGGCGGCCAGGCCUGCUUGCCACUUCCUGGCGGGCUACGGUCGCGCUGGCUGGACGGGCCCAGGGAAGCGUGAGGUGGGGCUCGGGAACUCCAGUUGGAACUGAAUGGGAUUGCAGUAUUAUGUUCCACUGGGCAUUACCUCCCCCCCUCUCAAAACAACUCUUCCCUCUACUUAUUUUGGCAAUGGGCUUUCUACCUAAUAACAUCAGCAUUCCUAGUGAAUUUUCACAACUAAAAGUGAAUGUAUGAAUGCUUUAAUAACCAAUACAGUGGGUGACAUCUGCAGAAUACAGAAUCCUAAUGAAGCUUUUCAACCUUACCGUGAGGAACGUGGUUUCUCAAGUAUAUUGCGGGCUUAAAUUUGCUCCAGCCAAGAAAGAAAGGGCAUACUUUGAAAUGGCACGACCCAGUUCAAAUAUUGCUGAAUUUCGAGAUAUAUUUGCUAAAGCAAAACAUAUAGCAAUUAUCACAGGGGCUGGAAUCAGUGCAGAGAGUGGCGUUCCAACUUUCCGAGGUGCAGGAGGCUUUUGGAGGAAAUGGCAUGCACAAGAACUGGCUACCCCGGAGGCUUUUGCAAGGAAUCCCUCUCGAGUGUGGGAAUUCUAUCAUUACCGUAGAGAAUUAAUGAUGACCAAACAACCAAACCCUGCACACCUUGCCAUAGCAGAGUGUGAGGCUAAGAUAAGCAAGCAAGGCAGGAGUGUUGCGAUCAUCACACAAAACAUUGAUGAACUCCACAAAAGAGCAGGAUCAAAGCAUGUUUUAGAAAUUCAUGGUAGCUUAUUCAAAACCCGAUGCACCAGUUGUAGAAAUGUGGUGGAGAAUUACAACAGUCCAAUCUGUCCUGCUUUAGCUGGAAAAGGUGCUCCAGAUCCUGAAACGGAAGAAGCUACUAUUCCUGUGGGAGAUCUCCCUCGAUGUGAACUGUGCAAUGGCCUCUUGCGACCUCAUGUUGUAUGGUUUGGAGAAACUUUGGAUUCUAAUAUCCUUACAGAGGUUGAAAAAGAACUUGAGAUAUGUGAUCUUUGUUUGGUGAUUGGAACUUCUUCUAUAGUAUAUCCUGCUGCUAUGUUUGCUCCUCAGGUAUCUGCCAGGGGAGUGCCAGUUGCAGAAUUCAACAUGCAAAGCACUCCGGCAACGGAUAAGUUCAGAUUCCAUUUCUCAGGUCCUUGUGGUACUACGUUGCCUCCAGCCCUUGCCUAUGAAGAAACUAAGACCACCUCUUGAAUAUUUAUGAGAAGUAAGAAAGAGAAAAACUAUAAUUGCCAAUUUUAGUAAUGGUGCAAAUCUAAGAGGAACCGGUUCUCCUGUGGAAAACACCUUGCCUGAAACUGAACUAUGGAAUGUCAAGAUGACGGUGGACAAAUAAGUCACGAUUCUCAGAUGACAAGAAUGAGCAGUGGUAAAGGAUGAUGGACAGAGACAUGAAAAGUGGUUAUCACUGUUGGGGGGUGCGAAAUCAUGUGAAUUGAAAGUAUAAAUAUAUAAACUGCUCAAAUAUGGUGAAAAAGAGAUUUGUACUCUUAAGAGUUUCAGAUUGUAUCUUUGAUAAAUGUCAAGCAAAGAGAGAAUGUUACCAUUAUUCAUAUUUCACAGAAUUAUUUUCUGAAAAUGGGUAAAACUGAAAAAUUUAAGAAUAAGCUAGCUUUUAAUAGAGCCUACACUCCAGUACUUUGCAGGAAAUCAGUAAACAAAAUUAUUCUUUGUUGUGAAAUGAAGUGCUCAAGAUUGUAAGCAAUAUAAAAAAUAGAUUAAUAGCUUCAAUUUACAUAUGGUUGCCUACUUCUAGUUCACUUCCAGAGCUGAAUGAAUAUAUGUAUGAACUUAAUUACAGUUUUCUUUGCUGUUCUAAGGCACUAAAAUAAAUCAAUGCCCUUUUAAUUGA